AUGGGUUCAGCCAAAUCACCGUUUCUCGCGGACACUGCAGUUAACAAUUUUCUAUUAAAAAACUGUAAUUUUGAAAAAUAUCCUUAUAUCGGGUUAGCAGGAUAUGUGGACGACAUCUUGUUAAUUUCAGAAUUAGAUAAGGCACAAACCGAGCAAUUAGUUAAGGGAUUGAAUAGUAAGAAUGACCUACAAUUUACAUUUGAAUAUGAAAAAGAACAUAAAAUACCUUUUCUAGACGUACUUAUUUGGAUAAAUGAAAAAAGUGAUGAAAUAGGUACGAGUUGGUAUAGAAAAGAAACAGCAAGUACACGAUUAUUAGAUUUUAACUCUGACCAUACUGAUGAACCAGUACAAGAAAAUCAGUCGUGUACAAAUUCACCCGUUCGGAUGCAAUUUAAUUCAAAACAAGUGAAUGACGGUGAUAUUCCUACGAAAGCAGAUUCUGGAACAAUACUGGAACAAUUAGUUCAUAUGAUACAUAAAUCAUUGAUGACACAUCAUAAUGAACAGCACACGAGUACAGAGAUAGUUACUCAACAGCAACGAACUGAUGAAGUAACAGUGGUUAGAAGCGAAAAAGAAGCAAAAAAUUUCAAUAUUGAAGAAUAUAAUGUUGAUAAACACAAUAAAGUUUCACUGAAACCAUUAAUGAAUGUGACAGACAGUUCAAUGACGAUGGUUGAUCAACAAUAUCAUGUAACAACAUUGGCGCCUGUUGAUGAAGAGCGAAUAACAGUUGUAAGAAAAAAAUAG
This is a messenger RNA of Didymodactylos carnosus, 753 nucleotides long. The record is from the annotation of a GenBank genome assembly. NCBI's taxonomy places the organism in Eukaryota, Metazoa, Rotifera, Eurotatoria, Philodinida, Philodinidae.